AUGAGAAUGCGCACAGUCCAGUCCCUACCCGUGGCAUUGUGUUCUAGGUCCGCCAUUCCUUUCUUCUCCGCACUAAUGUCAGCCUUGCACGGAACCAUGGCGACGACGCAACCCUCGUUAGAGGAUCGGCUUUUGCCUUUGGCUGCCGGUUGGCAGCGACUCUUUCUCUUGCGACACGGGGAAACCGACUGGAACGCCCAGGGCAAAAUUCAGGGCGGGGGCUUCGACAUUGCUCUCAACAGCAACGGUCAGGCCCAGGCUGUCGCAACGGCCCAGCUGUUGCGGAAGUUCUCGUUCGCCGUCGUGGCUUCGUCACCGUUGCAACGGGCCUCGGCGACGGCGGACCUUCUGUACCAAGCACUCUCCCAGUCCACUCGGCCAGCCGAGCUAACGAAUCCAUCACCGCAAAUGUGCAGAGUCGUCGACCCUGGGUUGGGAGAAAUGUGUUUUGGUGAAUUGGAGGGUCUCGUGAUCCGGGGACCACAUCCUUGCUCCGCCUCAGUGACGAAGACUACGACGAGCUAA
Molecule: messenger RNA, 525 nt
Organism: Phaeodactylum tricornutum CCAP 1055/1
Lineage: Eukaryota; Bacillariophyta; Bacillariophyceae; Surirellales; Neidiaceae
Exons: 2
Coding region: 1-525 (174 amino acids)
Molecular function (GO): phosphatase activity
Source: RefSeq, a predicted model, not a curated record